Molecule: messenger RNA, 2508 nt
Organism: Solea senegalensis (Senegalese sole)
Lineage: Eukaryota; Metazoa; Chordata; Actinopteri; Pleuronectiformes; Soleidae
Product: paramyosin-like
Exons: 1
Coding region: 1-2508 (835 amino acids)
Source: RefSeq, a predicted model, not a curated record
AUGCUUCAAAAGAAAAGCAGCAAAACAUCAGCCCCUUUUUGUCUUAAAGACAAAAAAGAGAUCCAGAAACUCAAAGAUGAUCUCAAGGGGAACCAGGUCAAAAUAAAGGAACUAACAGAUGAUCUCACUGUGCAACAGCAGGAAAAUCUUGAAAAAAAUAAUGAAAUUCAGAUCCUUCACCUUAAAAUUCAUAAACUUCAGAGUGAUAUAGAGGCCAAGGACAAAACUGUUUCCUUGCUGCAAGAGAAAGAUAACCAAUGGGCUUUAGACCUAUUUGAGGAACAAGCAAAAAACUACAACCUUCGGAGUGAUCAUGAGGCUGCAUUGUUCCAGCAGCAGAAACAUGCAGAUACACUUAAACAUCUGACUCAUGAAAAUGAACAUAUGGUUUCUGAGAACAAGAUGCUGCGAGAAAAACUUGAUGCCCAGAAGAGGGUGCCCCAGCAACACCAUGCAGAUAUACUGGAACAUUUGAACUUUGAAAAUGAACUGUCCUCUGGAAACAAGAGGUUGCAGAGUCAACUUGAUGAUGGCCAGACAAGGGUGUUCCAGCAGCAGGAUGCAGAUAAACUGGCACUUCUGACUCAUGAAAACCAAAAACUGGCUUCUGAGAACAAGAGGCUCCAAAGUAAAUUAGAGGAUGCCCGAAAAAGGGAUUCCCAGCAGCAGCAGAAUAAUGUAGACAAAUUGUCACAUCUGACACAUGAAAACCAACAUCUGGCCUCUGAGAACAAAAGGCUGCAAGGUAAAUUAGAGGAUGCCCGAAAAAGGAUGUGCCAGCAUCAACGUGUUGAAGAUAAACUUGAACAUCUGACUUAUGAAAAUCAACAUCUAGCUUCUGAGAAUAACAGAGUGCAAGGUAAACUGGAGGAUGCCCGAAAAAGGGUAUCACAGCAGCAGCAAGAUAUAGAUAAAUUGGAACAUCUGACUCAUAGAAUCCAACAAUUGGCAUCUGAGAACAAGAAGCUGCAAAGUAAAGUUGAGGAUUCUCGAAAAAGGGUGUCCCAGCAUCAGAGGGUUAUAGAUAAAGUAGCACAUCUGACUAAUGAAAAACAACAACUGGCUUCUGGGUAUAAGAGGUUGCAAAAUAAGCUUGAGGAGACCCAAAAAAGGGUGUCUGAGCAUCAGCAGGUUGUCAAUGAAGUGGAACACCUGACUCAUGAAAACCAACAAUUGACUUCUGAGAACAAGAGGUUGCAAGAUAAAAACUUUGAGGAUGCCCAGAAAAGAGUGUUCCUGCAGGAGAAAGAUUCAAAGAAACUGGCGCUUCUCACUUGUGAAAACCAACAACUGAUUUCUGAGUACAAGAGGCUGCAAGAUAAACUUGAGGAUGCAACAAAAAACAAGUUCCAACAGCAGAAAGAUGCAGAUAAACUCGAACAUCUGACUCAAGAAAACCAACAAUUGACCUCUGAAAACAAGAGGCUACAAGAUAAAAAUGUUGAGGAUGCACAAAAAAGAGAGUUCCUGCCGCAGAAAGACACAAACAAAAUAGCACAUCUGACUCGUGAAAACCAACAACUGACCUCUGAGAACAAGAGGCUACAAGUAAAGCUUGACGAUGCCCAAAAAAGGGUGAUCCAGCGGCAGGGAGAUGUAGAUAAACUCAAACAUCUGACUCAUGAAAGCCAACGUCUGGUUUCUGAGAACAGAAGGCUGCAAAUUGAGCUUAAGGAUGCCCGAAAAGUGGUGUUCCAGCAGCAGGAUGCAGAUAAAUCUCAAUAUCUGACACAAAGAAAAAUUGAGCGUACCCUGAAAGAGAGCCAGAUUGAGAGGGAACUUAAUUUGGACUACUUCUUGGCAGCAUAUAAAAUUGAAGAGAUGGAAGAUGACGCCUCUACAGAAUCAGGGGGCAUGGCAUAUGGCAUGCAGACACUCAUAAGGACUAAAUACAAGGCUAUGGAGACCAAAUUUAACAGAAUAGUGGAUGAUCGCCUCCACCUCACUCAUCAUCAUAGAGAUGUGAUGUCACAGAAUACCACCACUAAGUAUCAAGGUACCACUGCUAAACCUGAGAUUAUGGUAGAUAAAUCUGCAGGAUUAAUGGGCAAAAUAAGUCUGGACGAACAUCCCUGCAACAGGACACAGGAAAAGUCUGAAAGUGUCAUCUUACAGAAAAAAGCUGGUCGAACUGAGUCUGCUCUUGAAAAAGAAAGGGCCACAUGUGAGCAGUGUAAUGCUGACCUCAGGGAGGUUUUCCAAAAACAGAUGAAAACUGUGACGGAAUGUCAGCAACUUGCCGAGGCGCUCCAGAAAGCUCAGGACAGCUAUAACUGUCUGCAGGCAAAGUAUCAGGCUCAAUCACAUUUUCAGGAAAGAUGCAUCAGUGACACUGAGGUCAAGCUCAAGGAGCAGAAAUUGGCUUUAGAUGAGAAAACAAAGGCUCUGCUGAACCUGCAAAAUGAUUACAGACAUCUAAUGAAGAAGUACAAUGACAUUAAUUCUAGUUUUCAUGAAUUGCUUAAAGUCCACACUGCCAUCCAACCCACCUGGUCAUCAUGCCAGUAA